Molecule: messenger RNA, 16063 nt
Organism: Caenorhabditis angaria
Lineage: Eukaryota; Metazoa; Nematoda; Chromadorea; Rhabditida; Rhabditidae
Source: the annotation of a GenBank genome assembly
AUGCGAUGUCGACUGAUUUUUUGUCUCAUUUUCAUCAUAUUUUUGAAGAAUUUUGGAGUUUUUGGCGUGAAAAAUGGUGUCAAAACCCCAAGAAGAAUUAGGAAAACUAUUGUUAGAGAGUGUGAGUUUUUUGGGGGAACAUUUUCAAAAAUUUCAAAAUUCAAAAAAACUUUUGCCACGUGUAAUUUUGGCGGCAAAUUUAAAUUUUUCGAAAAAAAAUUCUGAAAUUUUUUGUUAUUAUUUGGCCACGUGGCACAUUUUUUCAAAAAUUUCAAAAUUCAAAGAAACUUUCGCCACGUGGAAUUUUGGUGCCAAAUUCAAAUUUUUGAAAAAAUUAUGAAAUUCUUUGGCCACGUGGCACAUUUUUCAAAAAACUCAAAAUUCAAAAAAACUUUUGCCACGUGUAAAUUUGGCGGCAAAUUUAAAUUUUUCGAAAAAAAUCCUGAAACUUAUUUUUAUUCUUUUGCCACGUGGCACAUUUUUCAAAAAUUUAAAAAUUCAAAAAAACAUUUGCCACGUGCAAUUUUGGUGGCAAAUUCAAAUUUUUGAAAAAAUUAUGAAAUUCUUUGGCCACGUGGCACAUUUUUCAAAAAUUUCAAAAUUCAAAAAAACUUUUGCCACGUGUAAUUUUGGUGGCAAAUUCAAAUUUUUGAAAAAAUUAUGAAAUUCUUUUGCCACGUGGCACAUUUUUCAAAAAAUUUCAAAAUUCAAAAAAACUUUUGCAACGUGUAAUUUUGGCGGCAAAUUUAAAUUUUUCGAAAAACAUUAUGAAAUUCUUUUGCCACGUGCACAUUUUUCAAAAAAUUCAAAAAAACUUUUGCCGCGUGUAAUUUUGGCGGCAAAUUUAAAUUUUUCGAAAAAAAUCCUUAAAUUUAUUUUUAUUCUUUUGCCACGUGGCACAUUUUUCAAAAAUUUCAAAAUUCAAAAAAACUUUUGCCGCGUGUAAUUUUGGCGGCAAAUUUAAAUUUUUCGAAAAACAUUAUGAAAUUCUUUUGCCACGUGGCACAUUUUUCAAAAAUUCAAAGAAACUUUUGCCACGUGUAAAUUUGGCGGCAAAUUUAAAUUUUUCAAAAAAAAAAGUUUCAGGGGACAUAAAUGAGCCUGGUGGUAAGUUAAUUAUUUCCCAAAAUUUUUAGAGUCUACAGUAAUCCUACAGUAUCCCCAUGUCCCCUACCGUACCCCAAAACUUCUCCUCAAAUUUUGUGUCUACCGUAUACCCUACAGUACCCCGAAAAUUCUCCUCCAAAAUUUUUCCAAAAUCCGAAAAAAAACCCGAAAUUCAAUAAAAACGUACUCAAGUAGAUUAAAAAAUCUUCUCUUAAUUAAAAAAAAUUUUUUUUUCUGGCUAAAUUAAAAAAUUUUCAAUUUCAAAUUGAAAAAAAAAAUUUUUUUUUGAAAAAAUAUGCACUUUUUCCUUCUAUUCUAUUUGAUUCUUCAAAUUUUCGCUCAAAUUUGGCAGAAAAAUUGCAAAUCGGAAAAUGAGGAUUGUUGUGGGUUUUAACCUUUGUUUGGAGCAUUUUUUCGGCGCGAAAAAAUUAAUUUUUAAAUUUUUCAGUCUGCUCCGGUACAACAAAUUUGCUCUCAAAAUAUGGAUCCGGAAAUUUUAUUGGUGAUUUGGAAAAGGUGGGAAUUUUUGGCGCCAAAAAUUUCAAAUUCAAAAAUUGUUGCAGAUGUACAAAGGUUGCCGGCGGGUAUACGGUAAUUUAGAGAUCACAUGGAUCGAAGAGGCGCAGCUAAAAGCCUACGCAAAUUCAUCAGAACCCCUCAAAUCUCUUCCAUUUUUCGAUGAGUUAGAGGAAAUCCGGGGAACUCUUUUGAUAUACCGUGUAAAUGUUUUGCGAAUUUCAUUUCCAAAGUUGAAAGUGAUUUAUGGCGAUGAGCUUUUUCAUGGAAAUGCCGUGUGGAUUCAGGGGAAUCCAGAGAUGCAGGAGAUUUCGAUGAGGAAUUUGAGAGGUUUGUGAGGGGCGAGCUAAUAUGAGCAAUAUCAUUUUUUCACCUAAUCUGAGCAAUGUUAAUUAGAUAUAUGAAAAUUAAUUUCUAGCUUUCUAACAUGAGCAAUGCCUGAUCAAAUUUUUCCAAACUAAAAAAAUUCUACGUGAAUUUGUCUAUCAUGAGCAAUACCCAAGUUUCUAGACAAUUUUUGAUAAACUUUCAAGCCAAAAAAUAAAUUAACAUGAGCAAUUCUCAAUUUCUUGAAAUAAUUUUUAGAAUUUUCAAGUUUCUAACAUGAGCAAUACCCAAGUUUCUAGAUAAAUUUUAAUACAUUUUCAAGCCAGAAAUCAAUUAACAUGAGCAAUGCUUUAUUUUUUAGAGAAUUUUUGAAAUUUUCAUAUUUCUAACAUGAGCAAUGCGUCAAAAAAUCUAAUUUUUCAUCAAAUUUCGGGUCAUUUCACCCCAAAAAACUCACAUUUUCUACAGUAAUCCGCGGUGGAAACGUGACAAUCCGCGAUUCGCCAAAACUCUGCUACAUUGGCACAAAAAUCGAUUGGCCCGAAUUGUUGGAGGAUGGCCAAAAUCAGUUUGUCGAUCAAAAAGGCUCACACGAACACUGUUUUGGUGGCGCGAAAAAUGGGACGGAUUCUGAAAAUCAAGGAGAAUCGUUGGCGAAAUGUCAUUCGAGUUGUGAACAUUGUUGGGGACGACAGGAGGCGGAUUGUCAGGAAGGUUAGUGAUGGAAAUUUGGGAUUUUUGAUGAAUUUUGAGCCUAGGAAGUUGAAAAUUGGGUUUCUAGGCCAUUUUUGAGGUCAAAAAUCAAGAUUUUUGUUGGAUUUUGAGCCUAGGAACUUGAAAUUCGGAUUUCUAGGCCAGGAUUAGGGUUUCUAGACAAAGAUUUGGAUUUCUAGGCCAAGAUUUGGAUAUCUAGGUCAUAUUUCAGGUUUCCAAGCCUUUUUUAAGCCAAAAAUCAAGCUUUUUGAUGAAUUUUGAGCCUAGAAACUUUUAAAUUGGGUUUCUAGGCCAUUUUGAAACCAAUAAUCAAUAUUUUUGAUAAAAUUUAAGCCUAGAAUUUCGACAUUUGGAUUUUUAGGCAAAGAUUUGGGUUUCUAGGCCAUUUUGAAGCGAAAAAUCAAGAUUUGUGAUGAAUUUUGAGCCUAGAACUUGAAAUUCGGAUUUCUAGGCCAGGAUUUGGUUUCCUAGGUCAAGAUUUGGUUUUCCAGGCUUUUCUGAACCAAAAUUUUAAAUUUUUCAUCAUUUUCAGGCUAAAAACACGAUUUCAAGUGAAUUUUUAGCAUAGAAAUUUAAAAACUCGGUUUCUAGACCAUAUUUUUCCGAAAAAGGAAAAAGUGCACUUUUUCCUUUCAUUUUGCACAAUAAACCGAAAAAUUUGCGUAAUGACGCGGAAAAAAUAAAAUAAAAUAAAAACGAGUAAAACAAAACACAGCUAAAAAGAGUGUGUACUUUUCGAAGACAAAACGAUUUUCGGUCAGCAAAAAUUUGAUUUUCACCAGGGAAAACUCGGGGACUAGAUUUCCAAGCUUGCAAAACCUAGUCCCCCAGUUUUUCCAUGUGAAAAUUGAAUUUUUCUGGGUUUCUAAACGAAAAAAACCAUGAAAAAUUCAAAUUUCCCGCCUGAAAAACAUCAUGGACUAGAUUUCUAAGCUUGCUAAACCUAGUCCCCCAUGAAAAAUUUAAAAAAUCAUAAAAUUCUGCUCGAAACACUUCAAAAUGUGUUCCAAGAAACAAAAAAACGGCCCUAAUCCACUCAUAAAUUUAUUAUUUUAUUACUUUUUUGUGUUCCGCCUCUUCAAAAAGUUUUUCUUGGGGGAGAAAAAGAGAUUUAAAAGGGGGAGCUUUAGAAAAUUGGUUGAAAAUGGCCUAGAAAUCCAAAUAUCAAGUUUUUAGGCUCAAAAUGCGUCAAAAAUCAUGUUGUUUAGCUCGAAAUCUAUUGAAAAUGUUGAUUUUUUGCUGAAAAUGACCUAGAACUCUGGAAAUUCAUGAAAAAUAGCCCAGAAGUAUAUAAACUGCAUGAAAAACCUGUUUUUCAUUUUUUCUCGGCUUAAAAUUUAUCAAAAAUCAUGUUUUUAGCUCGAAAUCUAUGAAAAAUGCUGAAUUUUUGCUGAAAAUGACCUGGAACUCUGCAAAUUCAUGAAAAAUAGCCCAGAAGUCUAUAACCUGACUGAAAAACCUAUUUUUCAUGUUUCUUGGCUCAAAAACUUAUGUUUUCAGCUCAAAAUCUAUAAAAAAUGCUGAAUUUUUGCUGAAAAUUACCUAGAACUCUGAAAAUCCAUGAAAAUUAGCCGAGAAGUCUAUAAACUGGCUAAAAAACCUAUUUUUCACCUUUCUGGGCUCAAAAUUCAUGAAAAAUCUAUGAAAAAUGCUGAAUUUUUGCUGAAAAUUAUCUAGAACUCUGGAAAUUCAUGAAAAAUAGCCUAGAAGUCUUUAAACUGGCUGAAAAACUUAUUUUUCAAGUUUUUAGGCUCAAAAUUCGUCAAAAUUCAUGUUUUUUAGCUCAAAAUCUAUGGAAGAUGCUGAAUUUUUGCUGAAAAUGACCUUUAGCUCUGCAAAUUCAUGAAAAAUAGCCUAUAGGUAUUAUAGACUGGCUAAAAAACCUGUUUUUCAUGUUUCCAGCCUCAAAAUUCAUCAAAACUCCCGAAAUUCAGCUUAAAAAUCAUCAAGAUUAGCGUCAGUGGCUGAAAAAAGCUAUUUUUCAUGCUUCUGGGCUUAAAAUUCAUCAAAAACCUCAAAUUUUCGCUUAAAAUCCCCCGAAAAUUUCUUAUUUCCAGUCUACCGCUCCGUCUGUCCCAAACCCUGCAACCAAUGCUUCUUCUACAACGCCACCGCAAGCUACGAGUGCUGCGAUUCGUCUUGCCUCGGCGGAUGUUAUGGUCAUGGCCCGGCGAAUUGCGUCGCUUGCUCGCGAUUCGAAAUGGACGGGAAAUGUGUGGAUGUUUGCCCGCCACGCAAGAUUUUCGAUCAUAAGAAGGGGAAAUUGGUGCCGAAUGCGGAGGGACGGUUUCAGAAUGGCAAUCAUUGUGUUAAAGAGUGCCCAGGUGAGGGGAUAUCUCGAAAACCCGGUGAAAAGUGGAGUUUUUGGAGUUUUAGUAGUGAAAUUUUGGUGAAUUUUCAUGGGGACUAGGUUUUGCAGCCUGAAAACCUAGUCCCCACCUUUGUCCCGCCUCAAAACUCACCGAUUUUCGCUCAAGAAUCGCCAAUUCCCAGCCGAUUUCCUUCAAAACUUCGAUUUUCGCUGAAAAAUUUGAAUUUAGGCUAACUUUAGGCUGAUCCCUGAAUAAAACUCACUUUUUAUUUUGCUCUCAAAACUGCGAAAUAAUCGAAAACCCCACGAUUUAUCGAUUUUUUCUGUUUUUUCGCAAAAAAACGUGUCACGCGGAAAUUAUUCGAGAAAAAUAAUUUUCCGCCGCGAAAAAAGGGGGACUAGGUUUUGCAUCAUCAUUCAAAAAACUAGUCCCUCGCCUUUUUCCCAAGGGAAAUCGCAUUUCCCAGCUGGUGUAAGCGCGUAAAAUUCGAAUUUUUACAUGAAUAGCCGGGGGACUAGGUUUUAAACGGUGUGAAUUCUAGUCCCUGCGUUAUUUUUCAUCGAUUUUUCCCCAAGUUUCCUGUUUUCAGACGAAUUAUUGAUCGAAAACGAUGUUUGUGUUCGUCACUGUUCCGAGGGUCAUACCUACGACGCUUCGAAAAACAUCCGGGAAUGUGAGAAAUGUUCAGGAGUUUGCCCGAAAAGUGAGUUUUUGCAUGAAAAUUCACGAUUUUCAGCCAAAAAUUCAAAUUUUUCCAGUUUGUGCCGUGGAUGCGCCUUUAAAUCGCACAACUUUGUUGGCUUUGAAAGGAUGCGAGCAAAUUGACGGAUUUAUUUGGAUCGAUAAAGUUCACGGGCAGUAAGUAUUGAUUUUUUGGGUCCUUAAGUGAAUUUUUCGCUCAAAAAAUACCCCGGGGACUAGAAUUCUCAUUACGGGAAACCUAGUCCCUCGGUUUUCAUGUGAAAAUUCAAAAUGUUUGCUUUGAAAUCAGAAAACCAAGGAUUUUCGUGGUUAAAUUGAAAUUUCCCACUAAAAUGAAGUCGGGGGACGAAUUUUUUCACUGUGGAAAACCUAGUCCCCCGUUUUUAUGUGAAAAUUCGGGUUUUUGAGUUCUGAAGGGAAACUACGUGGAUUUUAUAAAGAACAUUUGAAUUUCCCACUAAAAUUGAAUUGGGUGACUAGAAUUUACACUAUGUGAAACCUAGUCCCCCAGAUUUCCAAGCAAAAUUUUGAAUUUUCGCCUUGAAACCAGAAAACCAAGGAUUUUCUGGAGGAAAUUUGAAUUUCCCACUAAACUUGAAUUGGGGGACUAGAAUUUUCCCUGUGUAAACCCUAGUCCCUCAGAUUUCCAAGCAAAAUUUCGAAUUUUCACCAAAAAUCAAUAAUUUUUUGCAGUUUCGAGCCCUCCGACUUCUUCGCGCUGGAAAAUGUGAGAUCAGUCAGUGAAUUUGUGAUUUUGGUCGCGCAGCCCGUGCUGAAUUUGAAGUUUUUGAGAAAUCUGGAGAUUAUCGAGGGAAGAAAGUUGCAUAAGUGAGUAAUGAUGGCCUAGAAUCCCAAUCGCGGCCUAGAAACCCAAUUUUGAAGUUUCUAGGCUCAAAAUGCACCAAAAUUCAUAAUUUUUGGGUUCAAAAUGGCCUAGAAAACCAAAUCUCGAGUUUCCAGGCUCAAAAUGCUCCAAAAUUCACGAUUUUCACAUUUUCAGCCUGCGAUUUGCUCUAGGAAUCAUGAAAUGCGACAAUAUCGCCUCACUCAACUUAAAUUCCCUAAAAUUGAUUAAAAAUGGAGCGGUGAUCAUCAAAGAGAAUCAAAGAUUGUGUUUUACACAAAGUGUUGACUGGAAAGGAAUUGUUGAGCAAAAAAACGAGGAUGGAAGUGAGAAGAAAAGGAGCUACGGUGGAAAUUGGACAAAAUCGUGAUUCGAAGAUUUGUGGUGAGCUAGAAUUCGAGAUUUUCGUGAAAUUUGGAGCAUUGCUCAUGUUAAAAUGUCAAAAAAUUCAAAUUUUUCAUGAAAAAUGCAAUUUAAAUGCAUAUUGCUCAUUUUAAUAUUCAUAAAUUUUCGAAAAAAAAAUGGAGAACAAUUUUUCGGAUUUUUUAAUAUGAGCACUGCGUAUUUGAAGCUGAAAAUAAAGAUUUCACAAAAUUUGGUUUAAUAUGAGCGAUGCUGAAAAUUUUAAAAAUUAAAAAAAACGUGGAAAAUAUUCAUUUUCAAUUUUCUUUUAAAAAAUUAUGGUAUGUUCAAAUUUUGAGCUAAAAUAGCAUUUUUAACAUGAGCAAUCUACAUUUCUCAUUGAAAUCUGAAGAAAAUUGAAUUUUUAACAUAAGCAAUGCUUAAAAUUGUCAAAAAAUGCCCAAUUUUACACUCAAAAUGCUCCAAAUCUCACCAAAAAUCCCAAUUUUCCAGAAUCCUACGAUCAAAUCUGCAAUUCGAACUGUAAUCACUUGGGAUGUUGGGGUCCCGAUGCUUCAGAUUGCCUGGGAUGUCGAACAUGGAAUAAUAUGGGAAAAUGUGUGGCGAAAUGCGAUUCGCAGGGAUUUUUGCGCAAUCAGACAUCGAUGCAAUGUCAGAAAUGUUCGCCAGAGUGUCGGACUUGUAAUGGGCUGGGUAGGGGUGUUUUGGGAAGGUUUUUGAGCCGAAAUUUGGGUUUUUCAUCAAAUUUUGAUCCGGAAUUGUGAAAAUUCGGAAAAAAAUUGAUAAAAAUCAUGUUUUCUGUGAAUUUUUGAGUUCGGGGACUAGUUUUGCUUGGUUGGAAAUCUAGUCCCUCUCUUUUUUGCAUUUGAAGAGUUCAAAUUUUUUGAAAGCGGGGACUAGGUUUUCAAAUGUGGAAAACUAGUCCCCGGGUGGAAAUAUGGUUUUUUUUUGACGAAAUUUACUCAAAAAUAUGAAAUUUUCGGGUUUUUGUGAAUAAAAAAUCCACGUGGCAAAAUUUUGAAUUUGAAAGCGGGGACUAGGUUUUCACUUUUGGAAAACUAGUCCCCGACUGAGAAUAGUGGCUUUUCGAAUGAAUUUUCUGAAAAAUGUGAAAUUUUUGGUUUUUUGUGAAUACAAAAUUCACGUGGCAAAACUUUGAAUUUGAAAGCGGGGACUAGGUUUUAAAAUCUGAAAAGUUAGUCCUCGGAUGGAAAUAUUGAUUUUUUUUCACGAAAUUUACUCAAAAAUCUGAAAUUUUCGAGUUUCUGUGAAUAAAAAAUCCACGUGGCGAAAUUUUGCAUUUGAAAGCGGGGACUAGGUUUUCAAAUGUGGAAAACUAGUCCCCCAGUGCUUUCUUGAGGAAAUUAGUCUUGUUUCCAGGUCCCUACGAUUGUCUCACCUGUCAACACUACAGUAUCCUCAACCCGGAAUACGGUAACCGACUCGAAUGCGUCCAAGAAUGUCCCAUCACGCACUAUCCCUCAAAAACGGGCCCAAGCCCCGGCCUGGGCUCGGGCCUAACCUGCGAGCCUUGCCACGCCGCCUGCUACAACUACGGUUGCACGGGAAACGCGUCGCAUUUGAGCGCGGGCGGGUGUAAUCAGUGCAAAUUUGCGGUGCUCAACAACAAAAACGCGGGAAUUUUUUGCCUGAAAGCCAGGGAUAUGAGCUCGGUUUGUGUGGAAAAUGAGCUCGAGGAUUAUUAUGUGUCGACCACAAGGCUGGAAGGUGUUAAUGAGACGGUUGGUCACAGUUUUGCCACGUGACAGGGUUUUUUGGGUGUGAAAAUAGGGAUUUUAAGGCAGAAAUCUUGAAAAUUCAUAAAUUUUGAGCCUAGAUUCAUGAAAUUUGAACAAUUUUCACUGAAAAACUAGCAUUGCUCAUAUUAAUUAAAUUUUUGUGAAAUUAUUAAUAUGAGCAAUGCUCGAAUUUCUGAAAUUUUUGAAAUUUUAUUUUUCAAUGAAAAAAAAUUAAAAAAUUGUCUAGUUUAACUAGAAAAACUAGCAUUGCUCAUGUUAAAGACAAUUUUUGGAUUUCCAGAAAUUUUUAAUAUGAGCAAUGCUCGAAUUUCUGAAAUUUUGGAAAAUUUAUUCAAAUUUUGCCACGUGGCAUUUUUUCCAAUAAAAAUAGCUCAAAUUGUCUAUUUUAACUAGAAAACUAGCAUUGCUCAUAAUAAUGAAAAUUACAUUUUUUGUAGAAUUCUUAAUAUGAGCAAUGCUUGAAUUUCUGAAAUUUUUGAAAUUUUUCAUCAAAUUUUGCCGCGUGGCUGAUUUUUGAGCUCAAAACUAUAGUCUAGUUUGAAUAGAAAAAAUAGGAUUGCUCAUGUUAACGAGGAAAAAAAAUUAAUUUCAAAAUUUUUAAUAUGAGCAAUGCUGGAUUUUUCAAUUUAUUUGGUUUUCUGGAAUUUUUAAGUUUUCUAGUUUAACUAGAGAAGCUAUCAUUUCUCAGGUUAAAGAAAAUUUUUGAUUUCCAGAAAUUUUUAAUAUGAGCAAUAAUCGAAUUCAUGAAAUUUUUGAAACUUUAUUUUAUUUUCGAAAAGUUUUUUUUUAAAAUUUAUCUCAUGAAAAAUACUCAAAAUUCACCAAAUCUCAUGGUUUUUGGCUCAAAAUCCAUCAAAAAAUUCCCAAAUUUCUCCAGCACUGCGAAAAAUGCAACGAAAAAUGUCUGAAUUGCACAUCAGCCGGUGUCAGUGUUCACACAAACGGCUGUGUUUGUCGAAAUUUCGCAAUGUUGGUUCCAAGCGGCGAUUCGGUUUGUGUGGAUCGAUGUUUGACGAAUUACUAUAAGUCGAGAGAGAAAUCCGACAAUGAAUAUGGAAUUUGUGAAUCGUGAGUUUUUUUUGGGGCGCGAAAAUUCGAGAUUUUUUGGAUAAUUUUAGGCCAAGAAACCUGAAAAUCCAACAUUUUCAGCUGAAAAUGAAGAUUUCGAUACAAAAACCUCGAAAAUCCGAGUUUUUUGAACUCUGUUCAGAUUGCUCAUGUUAAAAAUUUUCUGGAAAAGUUUAACAUGAGCAAUCAUAUGAUUUUUCGAGUGAAUAAGGUUCUUUUGAGCAGGAAAAGUUUAACAUGAGCAAUCAUCUCAUUUUUUUCAGUGAAAAAGGUCAUUUUGAGCCUAAUUUUGCGCUAGAAAAGUUUAAUAUGAGCAAUUCUCUGAUUUUUUAAGGGAUUCGCGUCAUUUAGAGCUAAAUUUUGCGCUGGAAAAGUUUAAUAUGAGCAAUUCUAUAAAAGGUUUCAUUCUAUUUUUAAUAUGAGCAAUUUUCUGAUUUUUCAGUAAAAAGGGUAAUUUUGAGCCUAAUUUUGCGCUGGAAAAGUUUAACAUGAGCAAUCAUCUCAUUUUUUUCAGUGAAAAAGGUCAUUUUGAGCCUAAUUUUGCGCUAGAAAAGUUUAAUAUGAGCAAUUCUCUGAUUUUCCUGCGAAUUAUUUGUCCUGAUUAAUAUGAGCAACGCUAGAUUUUCGUUUAACCUGAGCAAUAAAAAUUGCUCAUGCUAAGGAUUUUUUUUUUGAACAUGAGCAAUCCUAUAUUUUCUAUCGAAAUAUAAAAUUCAAAAAAAUCCCCAUCCCGCUAAAAUUUUUUGUUUAAUCUAAUAUGAGCAAUAUUUUUGAGCUCUAACAUGAGCAAUGUAUAUUUUUAAAAAAGCAACGCGAGAUUUUCGUUUAACCUGAGCAAUCAACAAUUUUCCCCAAUUUCUUCCAGCUGCCACCCGGAAUGCGACAAAAACUACGGUUGCCUCGACGCCACUCCCUUCACCUGCGACUACUGUAAAACCAACUACAUCUACCAUCAAAAUUCCUCGCGCGAAUGUCUCUCAAAAUGCCCGGAUUCUCAACCAUACAUCGAUCCAGCCACCAAACAAUGCCUAGAUUAUGACAUCGCAUCGGCGCAGAAACGGACCCGAUAUUUGAUUGUGGCAGCGGUGCUCUCAGCUUUUUUGUUCAUGUUCUGUGUUGUAAUGGCGAUCUGGUAUAAGUGCAGGAAAAUUGGGGAGAAAUUGAAGAUUGCGGAACUCGUUGAAAUGCCCGAGCAAAUUCCAAUUGACCCGACGAUUCGAGCAAAUAUGUCGAGAGUUUGUCUAAUUCCAAGUUCUGAGCUUCAAAUCAAACAUGAAAAGCGGCUUGGGAAGGGGGCUUUUGGAACUGUGUACGCUGGAAUUUAUUAUCUGAAAAAAUCGUCGAAACGGACCAUCAAACUUCCAGUGGCCAUCAAAGUUUUUCAAAUGAAUCAAAGUCAGACGGAUGAAAUGUUGGAGGAGGCCACCAAUAUGUUCCGAUUGAAACAUGAGAAUUUGCUGAAAAUUAUUGGAUUUUGUAUGCAUGAUGAUGGCCUGAAAAUUGUGACACUUUAUAGGCCGUUGGGCAAUUUGCAGGAGUUUUUGAAGCAGCAUCAGGAGAAUUUGGGCGCGAGGGAAUUGAUGUUGUAUUGUUGUCAGAUUGCGGCAGGAAUGAGGUGGGUGAUGGGGAGUUGGGAAUUUUUGAGCCUGGAAACCCGGAAAUUUGGAUUUUUGAGCAUUUUUUAGUCUCCAGGGUUGAUUUUUAGCCCUGGAAGAGCUUUGGGACCUGAAAAUUUGAAUUUUUGAGCAUUUUUUGAUCUGUCGACCUAAAAAUUCAGAAUUUUAAGGAUUUUCAAGCCUAGGAUACCUUUUUUUCACUAUUUUCAGCCCUGGAAGAGAUUUGAAACCCGGAAAUUUGGAUUUUUGAAGAUUUUUAAGCUUCGGAACCCGAAAAUUCGGAUUUUUGAGCAUUUUUUUAGAUUUUGGGGUUCAUUUUCAGCCCUGGAAGAGCUUUGGAACUCGGAAAUUUGAAUUUUUGAGCAUAUUUUGAUCUGUCGACCUAAAAAUUCAGAAUUUUAAGGAUUUUCAAGCCUAGGAUACCUUUUUUUUCACUAUUCUCAGCCCUGGAAGAGAUUUGAAACCCGGAAAUUUGGAUUUUUGAAGAUUUUUAAGCUUCGGAACCCGAAAAUUCGGAUUUUUGAGCAUUUUCAAACUUCAGAACCCAGAAAUUUGGGUUUUCGAAGAUUUUUUGACCUUGGGAACUUUGUGGGUUCAUUUUUAGCUUUUGAAGAGCUUAGUGACCUGAAAAAUAAGAUUUUUGAGGAUUUUCUAGCCUGGUGACCCGGAAAUUUAGAUUUUUGAGGUUUUUUCAGUCUGAAGACCUUUUAGGGUUGAUUUUUUGCUCUAAACGAGCUUUCGGGCCUGAAAAUUCGUAUUUUUAAGAACUUUUUAGUCUGAGAGCUUGUUAGGGUUCAUUUUUAGCCCUGGAUGAGCUUUGGAACCUGGAAAAUAUGAUUUUUGCGCAUUUUUAAGCCUAGGAACCCGGAAAUUUGGCCUUUGGAACGUUUUUCAGCUUAGGAACUCGGAAAUUUGAGUUUUCGAAGAUUUUUUGGCCUUGGGAACUUUGUGGGUUCAUUUUCAGCCUUGGAAGAGCUUUGAGACCUGGAAAAUAGGAUUUUUGUGGAUUUUUUGACCUGGCUACCUGAAAAUCUCGAAUUUUAAGCAUUUUUUAGUUUGAGGACCUUUUUGAGUCAAUUUUUCAGCCCUGGAAGAGCUUUAGAUCCUGAAAAAUAUGAUUUUUGAGGAUUUUCAAGCCUAGGAACCCUGAAAUCUGGAUUUUUAAGGAUUUUUCAACUUGGGGAGCUUUUUGGGUUCAUUUUUAGCCCAGGAAGAGCUUUUGGACCUGAAAAAUAGGAUUUUUGAGCAUUUUCAGGUCUCGAAACCCAGAAAUUCGGAUUUUUGAACAUUUUUCAGCCUAGGGAACCCUUUUUCAUCGUUUUCAGCCCUGGAAGAGCUUUGGGACCUGGACAAUAGUAUUUUUGAGCAUUUUUUAGUCUGGGGACCCGGAAAUUUGGAUUUUUGAACAUUUUUUAGCCUGGGGAACCUUUUUUCAUCAUUUUCGGCCCCGGAAGAGCUUUCAGACCUGAAAAAUAUGAUUUUUGAGCAUUUUUAGGCCUCGGACACCAGAAAUUUGGAUUUUUGAGCAUUUUUUAGUCUUUGGGGUUCAUUUUUAGCCCUGGAAAAGGUUUGGGACCUGAAAAUCUAGAUUUUUUGAGCAUUUUUAGGCCUCGAAACCCUGAAAUUUGGAUUUUUGAGAACUUUUUAGUCUGAUAGCCUUUUAGGGUUAAUUUUUAGCUCUGGAAGAGCUUUCGGAUCUGGAAAAAUAGGAUUUUCGAGGAUUUUCCAGACUAGGGAACCUUUUUUCAUUAUUUUCAGCCCCGGAAGAGCUUUGAGACCCGGAAAUCUGGAUUUUUGAGGAUUUUCUGACCUGUCGACCUAAAAAUUCUGAAUUUUGGGGAUUUUCUAGGCUUAGCACCUUUUUCCUGAGAUUUUUUACCUUUUCACCUUCAAAUUUGAAUUUUUAAGCAUUUUUAGCUGAAAAAAAUCUGAAAAUGUUCUGAAAACCUGAAAAUCUGAAUUUUCAGAUCAAAAUUUUUCAAUUAAAAAAAUUCCAGAUACCUCUUCAAACAACGUGUAGUUCACCGCGAUUUGGCGGCUCGAAAUGUGCUCGUCAAAAAAUUCAACCACGUGGAAAUCACCGAUUUCGGGCUCUCCAAAAUUCUGAAACACGACGCCGACUCAAUCACCAUCAAAACUGGAAAAGUUGCCAUCAAAUGGCUGGCGAUUGAGAUUUUUAGGUAAGUAUUGCUCAUAUUAAACAAGCAUUGCUCAUGUUAACAAAAAUUGUUUUUUUGCAGUAAUCAUUCUUAUACACAUGCAAGUGAUGUUUGGGCAUUUGGUGUGACUUGUUGGGAGAUUUUGACUUUCGGAUCGAGUCCAUAUCAAGGAAUGUCUACCGAUUCGAUUCAUGGAUUUUUGAAGGACGGAAAUCGGCUAACUCAACCCGCAAAUUGUAGUCCGGAUUUGUAUCAGGAGCUUUUGAGAUGUGAGUUGGAAUUUUGAGCAUUUUGAGACCAAACAUGAAUAUUUUUAGUUGGGAAUUGUGUUUUCUCUGGAAAUUUAGAGCAUUUUGACACCAAACAUGAGCAAUUUUACUUGAAAAUUAAAUUUUUGAAUAAUUUUGGGUCCUGCCACGAUUUUCUGGGCCUUGAGGCGAUUUUUUUUUAAAUAAACAAGGUUUUUUGGAUAUUUUAUGAAAUUUGGAGCAUUUAGAGUUCAAACAUGAGCAAUUUCGGUAGAAAAUAGGAUUUUUGGCCUUGAAAACCAAAUCCUGGCCUAGAAAUCGAAAUACUGGCCUAGAAAACCAAUUUUCACGUUUCUAGGUAAAAAUUAUCAAAAAUCCCCAAUUUCCACAUUAAAUAUGGUCUAGAAAUCCAAAUCCUGGCCUAGAAAACCAAUUUUCAAAUUUCUAGGCUCAGAAUUUAUCAAAAAUCUUGAUUUUUGGCUUCAGAAUGGUCUAGAAACCUAAUCCUGGCCUAGGAAUCCAAACUUUGAGUUUCUAGGCUCAAAAUUCAUCAGAAAUCUUGAUUUUUGACUUCAAAAUGGCCUAGAAGACCAAAUUUCAAGUUUCUAGGCUAAAAAAAUUUCCGAAUUUUUCCAGGUUGGAUGUCAAAUCCCGAAUCCCGCCCAAACUUCAAUCAACUUCACGAACGUUUCGAAGAAUUCUGUAAAUGUCCGCAACUCUUCAUCGAAUUAUCGAAUCCCGAAAAAUCCGGACAAAAUCCCGACUUUUUCGAAGACCAAUUUCAGGCCGACAUUUUGCGCGAGAUUUUUGAGGAGACUAUUGAUCCGAGAGAGUAUUUUGCGAGUCAUGAAAUGCCUGGAAGCCCUACUUCUUCAACGGCUACGGUAGGGCUUUUUGAGCCAAAAUUUGAGAAUUUUGGAGCAUUUUGAUGCAAAAUUUGAGAUUUUUUGGAGAAUUUUGAGCCAAAAUUCAGAAAAAAUUGCUUAUAUUAUUAUAAAAAUUUAUUUUUAAAGGUCAAAAACUCCAAAUUUGGAGCAUUUUGAGCUAAAAUUCAGAAAAUUUGAGAAAAAAUCAGCAUUGCUCAGAUUAACCCAAAAAAUUUUGAAAUUGAUUUUUCAUUAAAAAGGCAUUGCUCAUGUUAGUCCAAAAUAUCGAAAUUUUCAAUUUUUUGACGUCAAAAACUCCAAAUUUGGAGCAUUUUGAGUAAAAACAAGCAUUGCUCAGAUUAACCCAAAAAAUUUUGAAAUUGAUUUUUCAUAAAAAAAUGCAUUGCUCAUGUUAGUCCGAAAUUUUCAAUUUUUCAUGGCCAAAAAAACCCAAAUUUGGAGCAUUUUAAGCUAAAUUUCAUGAAUUUCGAUUAAAAACAAGCAUUGCUCAUAUUAGACGAAAAAUUAAUUGUUUUUUCUCAAUUAAAAAACGGCAUUGCUCAUGUUAGUCCGAAAUAUUUGAAGAAAAAUGGCCACGUGGAAUUUCCAGACUCAAAAUUCAUCAAAAAUCUCGAAUUCUGGCUUGAAAUUCUCAGAAAAACAUGAAUUUUCUUAUAAAAAAUCAAUUUUCAUUACAGUUCACCCUUCCAAAUGGCGAAAAUCCUGGAAUUUCUCGAAUGCAAUCCGUCGCCUCUUCUCGCUAUCAAACUCAGCCAUUUUCUCAAAAUUCAAUCGAUUUUUCAAGUUCCCUCGAUUCGCCUGGAAUUCAUCAGGACACAAAUUCCUAUUUGAUUCCAAAAACCAAAGAGGCUCAACUACAAAGUUCGGUUUUGUAUACACCGGUUGUGGUGAAUGAGGAUGGAAAAACUGGUGAGUUUUGGAGCAUUUUGAGCCAAAAUUUGGGAAUUUUGAUGAAUUUUGAGCCUAGAAACUUGUUAAUUGGAGUUCUAGGCCAUUUUGAAGCCAAAAAUCAAGAUUUUUGAAGAAUUUUGAGCUUAGAAACUUGAAAUUUGGUUUUCUAGGCCAGGAUUUGGAUUUCUAGGCCAUUUGGAAGCCAAAAAUCAGGAGUUUUAAUGAAUUUCCAGCUUAGAAACUUGAAAAUUGGUAUUCUAGGCCAGAAUUUGGGUUUCUAGGUCAUUUGGAAGCCAAAAAGCAACAUUUUUGAUGAAUUUUGAGCUAAAAAUCAUUAAAAAUCAUGCAUUACUCAUGUUAAAAUUCCAAAUUUUCAACCUGAAAUUAAUUUUUUUCAAAUUUAAAUUUUUAAAUUCAGAACACGCCCCAGAAUACUACAAUCAACCUUCCACUUCAGGAUAUUAUAAUGAAAGUUCGCUUCUCAACAAUAAAAAACCGUCGAAAAUCGAAGAGGAACCCGAAAAUUUGGAAAAAGAAUCGUGUCUUUAA